This is a messenger RNA of Trichoderma gamsii, 480 nucleotides long. Its product is annotated as serine hydroxymethyltransferase. The record is from RefSeq and is a predicted model, not a curated record. Gene Ontology annotation, biological process: tetrahydrofolate interconversion; folic acid metabolic process; L-serine catabolic process. NCBI's taxonomy places the organism in Eukaryota, Fungi, Ascomycota, Sordariomycetes, Hypocreales, Hypocreaceae. Bases 1 to 480 code for a protein of 159 amino acids. Gene Ontology annotation, cellular component: cytoplasm. The transcript has 4 exons. Gene Ontology annotation, molecular function: glycine hydroxymethyltransferase activity; pyridoxal phosphate binding; cobalt ion binding.
AUGGCAGCUUAUUUGCGAAGCAGGGCUAUGCCUUUUGGCAGCUUGAAGAGGCUGGCCACAAGGCCACCGUCUGUGACUGCAGCAGCUCUGGUCGCUCGACGAGCAAAGGCUUCACUGGCCCAAGAUGGCCAGCAGCAGCUUCUCUCGGCGCAUCUCGAGAAGGCCGACCCGGCUGUUUUUGACAUCAUUGAACGAGAAAAAACGCGACAGAAGCAUUUCAUCAAUCUGAUUCCGUCAGAGAAUUUCACCUCCCAGGCCGUACUAGAUGCGCUGGGCAGUGUCAUGCAGAACAAGUACUCGGAGGGCUACCCUGGUGCCCGAUACUAUGGCGGCAAUGAGGUUAUCGACCAGUCCGAGAGACUAUGCCAGCAGCGAGCACUGGAAGCAUUUGGCUUGGAUUCCAAGAAUUGGGGAGUCAAUGUACAGGGCAAGUCAAGCACUAUUCGAAUAUUCGAAGCUUCUGCGUUACAAGUAAAUUAA